This is a messenger RNA of Pungitius pungitius (ninespine stickleback), 1570 nucleotides long. RefSeq names its product chromosome 12 C16orf89 homolog (gene c12h16orf89). The record is from RefSeq and is a predicted model, not a curated record. Lineage: Eukaryota; Metazoa; Chordata; Actinopteri; Perciformes; Gasterosteidae. Bases 117 to 1163 code for a protein of 348 amino acids. Gene Ontology annotation, cellular component: cytosol; membrane. The transcript has 8 exons.
CCCCCCCCCCCCCUUUCGUUAGAGAAGACACAGCUUGUCCUCCUCCUCCUCCUCCUCCUCUCCCCCUGGUCUUCUUCUGUCCCGCAGCCUCCUUCCCCGGGACCCUCGCAGAGAAGAUGCGGGCCGCGGUGCUGGCCCUGUUUGCCGCAGCGUGGUGCGGGGCUCGCGCGGAGGUGAUCGAUGACGUGCUGCGCAGCCUCGCGCGGGGCGCGUCCUUCCUGGAGCGGCAGCACGCGCACAUCAACCUGGACGGGGUGGUCGGGUUCCUCAUGCUGCAGGCCGAGCUGAAGGAGGCCGUUCGGACGUGGCCUCACAGCGACCCGGUGAGCUGGGCCCAGAGGACCACGGCGGUCGCUCUGGUCAAACGUCUGGACCAGAGCUUCGACAAGGCCGUGGCCGCCCUGCAGCGGAACGACCCCAAGUACUACAGAGAGUUCGAGCCGCUGCUGUCAUGGAGCUUCUGGGUGGUUCCUCGCGAGUGGAGCUCCACGGAGCGCAGCCUGGUGUACCGCUCCACCAGGACCACGGAGUGCUACGACGAGCAGCUCAGCGACAAGUGUCUGACCCUGCUGCUGGGGACCUGGAAGAUGAACGGGACGCCCUGCAUCGUCACCAAACCCUGCCGGGACACCAUGACCCGCUUCGACUGCCCGCACUACUCCCUGUCGCACCAGCUGCUCUACUUCAUGAUCGGGAGGAUGAGAGGCUGCACCAACCUGCUGAAGGGCGACACCCGGCCCUCCAGAGCCAACAUGACGGAGCACAGCUACCAGAAGAUCUUCUGCUCCAACAUGAUGAAGACCAACCAGGACAUCAUGAGGCAGGGUCUGACGGAGCAGACGGUGGACAUCUUCAUGGAGAACAUCCUCAUCUGCGGCCUGACGGGGUUCUCGGACUUCUACAAGGCCGAUUGGCUGCGGCACAUCCUGCAGCUGCAGGACGAGGAGGUGGGCUGCUUCGGGAGGGACGAGAGCGCCGUCUCUCAGGUCAUCGGAGACGAGCUGCUGGAGCAGCUGCAGCCUCACAGGAGGGUGAAGAGGAGGGAGAAGAUCCUUGCAGACGGAUGCUCCAGUCACAUGACGGCGGUGGCCGUGGGCGCUCUGGGGGGAUACCUGAACUUCUACCUGUCAGAGCAGGACAUCACCAAGAGGCCGCUCUCCUGAACACCCCACCCCCCUUUCUUUUUAAGUUCUUCUGUCUUCUAUCACUGUACCACAUGUCCUGUAUCCUCAGGUGCUGAAUCUGACAGUUAUAGAUCAAAAUAAUCCCAAACAAGGACAGCAGAUUACUGACUGUGAGGGUGCAGCACUUCCUGUUCUGGGCUCGGUGCUGCUGGGGUCAGACAGGUCUCCACUAUGUCAUGUGGCCAUUAUUAAGAAAGAAAGCAGCUAAACCAGUGCUUCCUCUUUAGCUUCACGGAUCACUUAGUGACAUCCAUCGCCGGGCUUUAACAGAAUUUGAUGUAGAAAUGGUCAUAUUCAGUGAAUCAAGUAGUAAAUAUGUGAACCGAGAUCACAUCAGUCUCUUUAAAGUCUCAAUGAUAUAUAUAUAUAUAAAUAAUUGGUCUUUA